UUGCAAAGUACAUCUGGAACCGUUUAUAACCUUCAUUGCUUCAUUUUUACAUAGAUUAGUGCAUAACUAUCGGGACAAUAACGCCCAAAUGUAUAAUCUGGGUUUUUAAAUUCCAGCACAGCUUUGCGCUUCCGUACGGUAGCGCAUUACCGCAUUAGUCGUUUAUCGGUGACCGAACUGAAGCACUGCUCACUGAGUGAAUCCACUCGUACUGCUUCUCUGUUGAGGAAAUGUUGUCUACAAAUUAUGUUACGUCAGUUUGUUCCAGGACAAAGGCGUCUUUUUGGAAACUUUUCUUGCCUAGUUUGAACCAAUUUGGCUUCAACUACUCCACUCAAACUGAUGACAUUCCAUUUCAUGCAAUGGUGGCAGGAUUUUACAGCAAAGCAUCGUCCCUUCUCGAAGACAAGCUGAUCAGUGACAUAAAAGCCAGAAUUCCUGAUCAUGAGAAGGUCAAAAUUGUGAAAGGAACUCUUGGCUUGCUGGAACCAUGUGCUCAUGUGUUUGAAGUUAAUUUUCCGUAUAAGCGAGAUAAUGGAAACUUUGAAAUGGUACGGGGUUUUCGAGCGCAACACAGUGUGCACCGUAGACCAACUAAGGGCGGUAUUCGUUACAGCCUGGAUGUAAACCGUGGUGAGGUGAUGGCUCUGGCAGCUAUUAUGACUUACAAAUGUGCCGUGGUCGAUGUGCCAUUUGGUGGUGCGAAAGCUGGUCUGUGUAUUGAUCCUCGAUCCUGUUCUGUCAGUGAGCUAGAAAGGAUUACUCGUCGCUUUGCUUUGGAAUUAAGUAAACACGGCUUCUUAGGACCUGGCACGGAUGUUCCGGCCCCCGAUAUGGGUACGGGUGAGCGAGAAAUGAGUUGGAUUGCGGAUACCUACGCUACUACUUUGGGCCAUUUCGACAUGAACUCCCACGCUUGUGUGACCGGAAAACCAAUUUCUUUAGGUGGUAUUCAUGGUCGCAUUUCGGCUACUGGUCGCGGUGUGUAUCAUGGAAUCGAGAACUUCCUGAGCAAUCCGAAGUAUGCCACUAUGGCUGGUCUCACUCCCGGCCUGAAGGAUAAAACGUUUAUCCUCCAGGGGUUCGGCAACGUUGGAUUGCACUCCAUGCGAUACAUGGCCCGUGCCGGCGCCAAAUGCAUCGGUGUGGCCGAGAUCGAUGGACAGAUUUACAAUCGGAAUGGUAUCGACCCGCGCGAACUGGAGGAUUGGAAAUUGGAACAUGGAACCAUUUGCGGGUUCCCCAAAGCAGAGGCAUACACGAAGGAUUCGUUACUUCACGAAGAAUGUGAUAUCCUACUUCCCUGCGCCAAUGAGAAGCAAAUUCACGGCGACAACGCUGAUAAAAUCAAGGCUAAAGUGAUUGGAGAGGGCGCUAAUGGACCUACCACUCCUGCUGCGGACAAUAUUUUGCGCCAAAAGGGCAAACUAGUCCUCCCUGACCUCUAUCUGAACGCUGGUGGUGUGACUGUGUCAUACUUUGAAUGGCUCAAAAAUCUCAACCACGUCAGCUACGGCCGUCUGACGUUCAAGUACGAACGGGACUCCAACUAUUAUCUACUCGGUAAGUUUCCGUCUAUCUCUCCGGCUACACUGGACUUUAUGCUUUGUUUUGUUUUGGGGCCGCCUCCUGUUUUUAUUGUGUUCUGAGACACCGCACUUGCUGUCGCUACCCCAUCCUUGAUCCCGCUAAAUCGUGUGUCUGCGUGGAGUCCAUCCAGGAGCAACGUCUACUGGCAGCAGUUCGUUCAUAUUCACGACAGAUAAACUUACCUGACGUGGUUCAAUUUUCCGUUUGUUAUCUUUUUACGUCUUGAGUAACCAAUUCAUCUUCUCUUCCUUUCACCGAAUGCACAACAACCCUAUAUUACGAUUCUCUUGAGCUUGCCGACUUAAAAAUCAGUGCACAUUGUUUCAUCCUCAAUAGUUUGCUCAUUCCGAGUUCACCACACUCAGGUCUCACCUCGACUCGCCGCAGGUAUCUCGCGUGCUUCUCCCAAGUGCAUACGUGUCAGCAACAGUAGGCGGCCAUUGGGGGGGGGGGCUGUGCCUCUAUUCAUGUACCUGUUCUAGAUCCAGACCCUUCGGGACUUAGAGUACGCCGAUGACAUCGCUGUGAUUUGCGAGUUCUCCCAAGCCCACCAGCAUGUACUGAUCAGACUGGAGAUGUCCGCCUCCCAAUUUGGCUUGACCUUUGCUCCUUCCAAGUGUAACGUCCUAUUACAGGACUGGCCAAGUGCAUGUCCUUCUCUUACCCUUUCGGGGCAUGCGCUGGAAGUGGUCGACAAAUUAAUUUAUCUUGGAAGUUGUCUUAGUGUUGCCGAUUUAACAGAUGUGAUCUCCCUGCGUGCCUCCAAGGCUAGAGUCGCUUUCGCUAACCUUCGUCACCUUUGGAUUCGUCUUGACCUCAGCCUCCCUCUCAAGGGACGAAUCUACAAUGCUACGGUACUAGAGAUUCUGCUGUAUGGCUGUGCGACUUAGCCCGUUCGCAAAAGCGAUGCUUAGCGGCUAUCUGUCUUCGAUCACCGCCGCGUGCAUAGCAUUGCUUAUAUUCGAUGACGGCAUUACAUCAGUAAUGAGGAAGUUCGUCGGCGAGUCUUCAGAUCUAACGAUCACCGACCGAUUGCUAGCAUCAUUUCAUUGCAGUCACUACGCUGGCUUCUGCAUGUGCUCCAGCAUGCCUACCCAUCGGCUACCAGGACGAGCCGUAUUUGCGAGCAAAGGCGUGGGGUGGAAGCGACGAAAAGGAGGGCAGUGUAAAACUUGGAUCCAAAACAUUAAAGGCGCAAAGGUUGAAGCUGGCUAUUGUUAGGCGUUCCUGACUCCAGGGUUGGGAACCAAAGGACCCCGUGCACAUCUGGUUGCAAACGCUAGUGGAUAUGGUCAAGGAACGUACGCAAUGGCGCACUUGCUGUGAGACACUUCCACCCCAACAGUUGUUUUCCCUUUUAAUCUAUUUUUCCUUUUAUGUGUUGUGGCACUCAGCCAAUUGUAUUGUAAUGAGUAAAGUCAUAUAUGUGCUUGGCGGCAUCCGGUUUCGGAUUUGCCUGUCACUGUGGCAAGCCACAGGACGCCUGCGCCUACAGAGGGACCAUGGAUGGCUUGCGCUGCACCACCCACAGCUCCAACCACACACCCCAUAUCCAGUGUAAACCCGAAGGAAUAAGCCCGGGAGGCAUGUGGAUGGGAACCACGUUUCAUCAACGGAGCCGGCCUACACUCCUUCACAAGCAAACACAAGCGCACUGUAUUUGGGAAUCAAGCGCACACAAGGCGGUGGCUGGACCGUAGUCCGCUCCACACUGACUGCAUGGAACCACUCUUUGAUCCUAACACGGCCACAAGGACCGUGCACCCCGUCCCCUCCAGCAACGACCAACUGUCUCCUGGAGCCCGUAUGGACGAGGUAGAGGGUAAUAGACAGGUAGGCACUUUGUCAACAUGCACAUCAAGCGCAUCCACACCGGGGAUAUCAAACAACAGCCAAACACUUG
Molecule: messenger RNA, 3493 nt
Organism: Dicrocoelium dendriticum
Lineage: Eukaryota; Metazoa; Platyhelminthes; Trematoda; Plagiorchiida; Dicrocoeliidae
Source: the annotation of a GenBank genome assembly